ACCGCGGGCUGGUGGCGGGCUGCGCGGUGCUCCGCGGGUCCGUACCUGGCUCCUCCGGACCGCCUUGCACGCUCUGCGCCCCGCACCCCGGCUGCGCGCCCCGAGCCUGGCGAGAGUGGACGCCGCCCGACCCGCAGGCUCCCAAGGGAGGGGUGGCUCCUGCAACAUGGUCUCUCACCUCUUGCUGCUCUGUCUCUUCCCCUUGGUGCGAGCCACCGAGCCCCACGAGGGCCGGGCCGACGAGCAGAGCCUGGAGGCGGCCCUGGUCGUGCCCAAUGCCUCGCACUUCUUCUCCUGGAACAACUACACCUUCUCCGACUGGCAGAACUUUGUGGGCAGGAGGCGCUACGGCGCCGAGUCCCAGAACCCCACGGUGAAAGCCCUGCUCAUCGUGGCUUACUCCUUCAUCAUUGUCUUCUCACUCUUUGGCAACGUCCUGGUCUGUCAUGUCAUCUUUAAGAACCAGCGAAUGCACUCGGCCACCAGCCUCUUCAUCGUCAACCUGGCAGUUGCCGACAUAAUGAUCACGCUGCUCAACACCCCCUUCACUUUGGUUCGCUUUGUGAACAGCACAUGGAUAUUUGGGAAGGGCAUGUGCCAUGUCAGCCGCUUUGCCCAGUACUGCUCCCUGCACGUCUCAGCACUGACGCUGACAGCCAUUGCGGUGGACCGCCAUCAGGUCAUUAUGCACCCCUUGAAACCCCGGAUCUCAAUCACAAAGGGUGUCAUCUACAUCGCUGUCAUCUGGACCAUGGCUACAUUCUUUUCACUCCCACAUGCUAUCUGCCAGAAAUUAUUUACCUUCAAAUACAGUGAGGACAUUGUGCGCUCCCUCUGCCUGCCAGACUUCCCUGAGCCAGCUGACCUCUUCUGGAAGUACCUGGAUUUGGCCACCUUCAUCCUGCUCUACAUCCUGCCCCUCCUCAUCAUCUCUGUGGCCUACGCUCGUGUGGCCAAGAAACUGUGGCUGUGUAACAUGAUUGGCGAUGUAACCACGGAUCAGUACCUUGCCCUGCGGCGCAAAAAGAAGAAGACCAUCAAAAUGUUGAUGCUGGUGGUGGUCCUCUUUGCCCUCUGCUGGUUCCCCCUCAACUGCUACGUCCUCCUCCUGUCCAGCAAAGUCAUCCGCACCAACAAUGCCCUCUACUUUGCCUUCCACUGGUUUGCCAUGAGCAGCACGUGCUAUAACCCCUUCAUAUACUGCUGGCUGAACGAGAAUUUCAGGAUUGAGCUAAAGGCAUUACUGAGCAUGUGUCAAAGACCUCCCAAGCCUCAGGAGGACAGGCCACCCUCCCCAGUUCCUUCCUUCAGGGUGGCCUGGACAGAGAAGAAUGAUGGCCAGAGGGCUCCCCUCGCCAAUAACCUCCUGCCCACCUCCCAACUCCAGUCUGGUAAGACAGAUCUGUCAUCUGUGGAACCCAUUGUGACAAUGAGUUAGAGGAGGUUGGGAAGAGGGAGUAGGAGGGGUCUGUCUCCACCUGAGGCAGGGAAAGAGAACCUAUUCUCACAUAUGAUCUUCAGAGUGCUGGAAACACUCCUGCAGAAGCUGUAGGACUCUUGAAUUGCUAGAAAACUGUCCAGCCUCCUAGCCCCAUGUGAUGUGAAAACUAAAAGGCACCACCAACUAGACAUGUGUUCAUAAAUUCCCAUCUAAGAAACACUGGGAGGCACAGCAGUCUGGAUCUCUGAGGAAGAGGAGCGAGGACAACUUUGGCCCAGAUGGGGGCUGAAGCAUUCAACUGCCUCCAUCUGUGGGGCAGCUGCUGCCUUACAGCCCUUCCUACUGCUACGCAUCCCGAAGGAGACCUGCAUCAUACUUUGGGUGUGGUGACCCAGAUGCACAGAGCUCUGCUUGAAACAGGUACACAGGCCAGGGAAAUGCCGGCAA
This is a messenger RNA of Piliocolobus tephrosceles (Ugandan red Colobus), 1888 nucleotides long. It is a transcript of the gene GPR83, whose product is annotated as G protein-coupled receptor 83. Gene Ontology annotation, molecular function: neuropeptide Y receptor activity. Gene Ontology annotation, cellular component: plasma membrane. NCBI's taxonomy places the organism in Eukaryota, Metazoa, Chordata, Mammalia, Primates, Cercopithecidae. The transcript is spliced from 4 exons. The record is from RefSeq and is a predicted model, not a curated record. The coding region runs from base 167 to 1438 and encodes 423 amino acids. Gene Ontology annotation, biological process: neuropeptide signaling pathway.